GCGUCCUCCGAUUUUGUUCAUGGAAAAGUGUAUCGCCAUAUUGCUUCCGUGAAUUCAGUGAAAUAAUUGUUAAUUUCUCUUCAAUUAUGACUACAAUACGAAAAUGAAGUGAAGUAAAAUAAACCAAGGUGGAUCAGUAAGUGUGGGAACACAUUUUUGUGCAUCACAACUUGUGAUUUUAGGCGAAAAAGCGUUGGGGCCGAGACAGGAUGUCGUUCGAGAAGAUGGAAGUGGUGAAUCCGGCUGAAAAGGAAGCAAGCGAGGUUCUCCACUCGCUUCUGUCCGUGGAGCGGCGCAGCGUGGAUAGCAAAGAGGCGAUCAUCGUGUCUAUUCCGCCAGACCAGAACGGCGGCGGCGAGUAUGGCGAGAGCGCGCAGUGGCACACGCCUGUCAUGGGCCAACAUUCCGUUUUUGAAAUGGGCGGUAAUCAAAACAUACAGCAGCAUAACUAUAAUGGACAUCAGGAACAGGUUCUCUGGCAAGGUCAUACCAUACAAGUCGAAAACGGUGAUGGCAACAUGCAAGGAAUUACCCAGCAGUAUAAUAUACAAUUUGCUACAGUUGAAGUUGAACCUCCAGAUAUGGAAGUUGACACUAAGCCUAAAGUUGAAAAGAAGACAUUUGCAAAGAAAAAGAAAAAAGCGGAAUCAGACAGUGAUGAUGAUACUUUUGAUAACAAGUUAGAGGACAAUCCUGCCCAGGUAAAGGAUCGACUUAUGAGAGGCUGUGAUUGCAAAGAUAACUGCUAUCGUGGACUUAAUCCUGAGGCUGUGUAUCGGCACAGAUUGAAUAUUGCUGAGUUGACUAAAAGUGAACACGACAUGUAUUUGAUGGGCAUCACUAUGGCCAGUUUGGCGAAUCCUGCAGAAACAUCGCGGCACAAGGUCAGAAGGAGACUACGCGCGUGUUAUGUUUAUCAAGGUCGAAAGGUUUGUUUAGAAGCAUUUUUAUAUCUAGAAAAUGUGACACACUAUCAGCUAAAGCGUAUCAGACAGCACGUAAUGACACAUGGCGUUGCUCCCAGAAUACACGGCAACGUCGGCAAGAAACCUUACAAUACUUUCACCCUAGACAUCUACAAACAUGCAACCAACUUUCUCAAAGAAUACUUAAAACAACAUGCUAGCUCACCCAAAGAUGUUCAGCCAUCAGGGGAAGGAGGUAAAAAAGGCAGCAAAACAGUUAUCAUUUCGGGAGAUUCUCGGAAACAUUUAUUUGAGGCUUACAAAGAGUAUGGUGAAAUCCUGGAACCUGGUGUUAAAUUAAUGGGCUACUCCACAUUCAGAGCUUUCAUGAAAGAUCAAUUCCCGCAUGUCAAAUUUGCGACGAAAAAGCAGGACCUACCCAAAGAUAUGGCGCCAUUCCGCAGUGGUAAAUGUAUGUCUUACGAUAAGAAUAAAGACCCUGUUAGAAUACAACAAGAAAAGGAGAAGGCUGAGGCGAAGAAGGCAGCUUUAGAAGCUAAGAAGAAAGAAGAGCAUGAGCGUGAACAGCAUGCACAGCAACAGGCUCAACAGCAGCAACAACAGGUACAGCAACAACAACAGCAGCAAGUGCAACAAGUGCAAGUACAGCAGCAUCAACAGAUGCAAAAUCAAGGGCCGCACGUGGUUAUCCACCAGCAGCAGCCACAGCAACAACAAACCAUGCAGCAGCAGAUGCUAGUGCCGCAGGUUAGCCAGCACCAGCAGGUGCUCAAUCAACAAGUUGGAGGUGUGCAGCAAGUUACUCAGCAACACUUACAACCUUUGGGCGUAUCAGAAGAGAGUGGGCAACAGGUGGAAAUGGCGCAGCAGGUAAUCCCGCUUGCUGUGGUCCAGCAGCCGCCGCAAGCGUACAUCGUCACUCCCGUGUCCCACUUCCAGACGCGCGUACAAGGUGCUUGGUAUAGACAUUGACAGGAGAACGAAACUGUGGUUGCACAGGUAAUUGCCGCUGUGGAAAUCGCGAACAAUACGGAGGCGAACAGAGACCUAUUUACGUAACCUAAGAUCUCUUUAUCGACCUAAUGGUCGCAAAUCGGUAGUUCCCGUUAUCAAAUGUAAUUUUUGUAGCCAUUUGUAACUUUGGCAAUAAUGUAACAAGGAUAUUCGUAGGUUACAACUUUCAGUAUUGAUUUAAGCGCUGGCUGAUAACUAGUGUAGUUAAGUAUAAACAUGUUACACAAUUUAUAUUAGAAUUAGCUAAGUAAUGAUUUUUUUUUAUUUGUGAUUUUUCUAUUAAAGAUCACCAGUGCAGUUGAGAAAAACGAUUGUAGCGGGUACAUUAUUUACUAAAGUACAGUUUUCUUCAUCACACUGAUUCAAAUGAAAAUUUAUUAAAAUGCAGUGCCUUGAUAUUAUGACGUCGAUCAUGUGUUUGUAUAGAAAUAAUAUAUAUUUCUUUCUGUUCUUCACAAACAUCUUUCAUCUCACUGUCGUUUUACUUUCGGGAUAUCUUGUCUGAAUGCAUAUCGAUUACUAAAUGAGAAAUACUUUUUCCCCUCAUAUAAUCCUCAUUUGAUUUAGGUAGAUAUUUAAGUUUAAAAGAUUAAUAUCGUAUUAAGACUUAAAAGUACAUGCACGGUUUAAGUGCAAUUUAAUUUUAAAGACAAUUCACUGCAACCAAUGUAGUCCUUAUGAUGUUCGUAUAAAAUCACAAUUAUCUAUCUUAAUUUAUGUUACAAAUUAGUUGGUAGCAUUUGAAUAUUAUUUAAAAAAAGUCACAGAAAAUGAAGUUAAUUAUCUUGUUUAUAUAAACACAAUUUCUUUUACAAACGAGUUAUCGCUACGUGCUGCGACUGUAAAUUCGAACAAUCUGAAGAAAGCAUAAGGGUGCAAGUAAUAUGGUUUCUUCGAUAUGUGUGCGUAUGUAUUAAAUUUUUAAAACUACUUUUGCACUUUUGAUGAUAUUCAAAUCAUCCAUGUAUUUUUAUUAGUGUUUUAUAAAUCUGAUAUAUCAGUAAAAUAAUGAAAAAUCUCAUUUUAUUUUUUCAUUAAAAUAGGUUUAGCGUAAUUUAUGUAAUUAAUAGAAGUGUGUAAUCAAUAUAACUAUAGAUAGUACAGAAAUGUGCCUAGAAGAUAUGCUUAUCCCGUGUAUUUUUAUAGUGCAAUAACCAAUUAGAUUCGGAGCGUGGUCCAAAAUUGUUUAUAGAUGCAAAAUAAUAUGUUAAAAUUAUGUGUAACUUUAGUAAAAACAUUCUAGAGCCUUUUUUGUUUCAAAGUUUGCCCCCAUCAUCCAGUUCAAAUGGCAGCUAUAACACAAUGCACCUUUUAAAGUAAAUUACCAAUGCGAACGAGUGUGUUAUAAAUUAUUACACCUAAAAUCGCAAGAAUCCUUUCCUAAAUUCCAGUUGCGUACUGCCAAACAUUUAUUACAGUUAUCGACAAACUUUCGGUUACGCUGAAAUAAAUUUGUUCAAAACCUUGCUUCGAAUCGUAGUGAUUGCCCUAUGCAUGAUAUUCGGCAUCUAUGUUCCAAAUUAAUUAUCGUAGGAAGACAUGAUGUGAUAGAAAUUAAAACUUUUUUAC
Messenger RNA from Hyposmocoma kahamanoa, 3509 nucleotides. RefSeq lists its product as uncharacterized. The coding region runs from base 210 to 1898 and encodes 562 amino acids. The transcript is spliced from 4 exons. The record is from RefSeq and is a predicted model, not a curated record. NCBI's taxonomy places the organism in Eukaryota, Metazoa, Arthropoda, Insecta, Lepidoptera, Cosmopterigidae.